AUGAGCUAAAAUAAGUUUACUUUACCAAGAUUGUUUCGAUCUUGUACUUUGGUUUCUUAGAAUUAGAAUCCUUUAAACAUUUAUUUAAAUUAAUUUACAAAAUUGUUAGAUAUCUUGAAAUUAAUUUAAAUAGCUUGGAAAAGAAAUGUGAAAUAAAUAAGACUCUUUAAGAUGGAUGGUACAAAAGUUGAAGAAUGUGAUUUAAUUAAUAUCAAAAAUGGAAGUAAGCUUAUUGCAGAAUUAAGUGAAAUAUAAUUUAAACCUAAUAUAAUUGAAAAUGAGUACGAUAUAAUGUAGAAAAUUGGAGAAGGAGGUUAGGGAAUAGUAUAUUUAGGUAAAAAUAAAAUGACAAAUUAAUCAGUUGCAUUAAAAAUAAUGAGAAAAUCAAAUAAUAUGGAAAGAGAAUAAGUAUUAAAAGAAAUAACAAUUUUAAAAGCUUUAGAUCAUAAAAACAUUGUAAAAUUAUAUUAAGAACGUGUAAUAGAAAAUUAGAAUGAAAUAAUAAUGGUUAUGGAAUAUUUAAAAGGUGGUUGUCUACUUAAAUUAGCUAAUUGUAAAUAAUAAAUUAAUUUAAUUAUUUAGCAAAUUUAAAUGAAAAAAAUGCUAAACUUUAUUUAAAAUAGAUUGUUGAUGCUGUUGCUUAUUGCCAUAAAAAAAAUAUUGUUCAUUGUGAUUUGAAAUUAGAAAAUAUAAUGUUAUAAUCUUCAGUUUAAAAUGAUGUAACAAGAUAAUUAUAAUUAGAUAAAAAUAAUUGAUUUUGGAGUAUCAGAUUAUGUUGGAUAAUUAAUUUAAACUGAUGGUGUUGUAGGAACAUUAUCUUAUUUAGCUCCUGAGAUUUUAUUAUCACAUUAGAAAUAUAUAUAACCAUCUUAAGAUGUGUGGGCAGUUGGAUGUAUUAUUUAUGGAUUAGUUUUUGGAAAACUUCCUUUUGAUGGAUUAGAUUCUUAAGAAACAUAUAGAAAUAUAAUUAAAUGUAACUACAUCAUUCCUAAAAAUAAUAUAUCUAAAGAUUUAAUUAAUCUUUUUAAUUAGAUAUUUAUUAAUCAUCCUAAAAGAAGAAUUAAUAUUUUUGGUAUUUAAUAACAUCCUUGGUUUACAGAAUAACCAUAAUUAAAACUUAUUCCUUUAAAUGGUAAUCAUCGCAAAUCAACUUCUGUAGAAUCUUUAUACAAAUCUAUAGAUGAAAAUAAAAUUUUAGUUAUUAGUCAAAAAGAAACUUUUCAUAAAAGAAGAUCUGUUAGUAAAUUUGAUAAUAUCUUGGCUAUCAAUAAAAUAAAAUGA
Paramecium sonneborni is the source of this 1281-nucleotide messenger RNA. Lineage: Eukaryota; Ciliophora; Oligohymenophorea; Peniculida; Parameciidae. The record is from the annotation of a GenBank genome assembly.